AUGGGUGAUGCAGGGCAGUCGGACGGCCUCUGCGCCAUUUUCGUUCAUGUCGGAGCGGGAUUUCACUCCCUCGAGAACUCAGAGCAGCAUCUCCUGUCCUGCAAGCAUGCCGUUAGGGCCGGCAUGGUCUUUCUGCGGAAUGGCGGAUCUGCCGUUGACGCUGUCGAGAUUGCCAUUUCCGCCCUCGAAGACGACCCCAUCACCAACUCAGGUUAUGGCAGCAAUCUGAACGAAAAAGGUGUUGUGGAAGGCGAUGCCACGAUUGUCGACCAUUUUGGGCGCAGUGGUGCUGCUGGGGCUGUACCCCACGUCAAGAACCCCAUCAUGCUUGCCCGCAAGAUUUACGAUAAAGCUUCAAAAAACCCUGGUUGCGGUCGCAUUCCGCCCAAUUUCCUAGCUGGAAAAGGCGCGGAGGACUUUGCCUUCGAAAACGGACUCAUUACCAUGACCAAUGAUGAGAUGGUUUCUCCUGCUGCAAGAUCUCGCUGGAUUUCUUGGAAAGAACAAAUUAAAGCCAAAGAGUCCGUGGCUCGCAAAGAGCGCCCGGAUGACUUUCUCCGUCAAGUUCAAGAUCCGAUGAAGGUUCGCAUCUCGCAAAGUUUCCAGGCCCCCGAUAUGCAGACCAAGGUCGAAGGCGAGUUAGAGACGAUGCGUCAGAACAUAGAUGCUGCACAUGAUGAGAUGUCAAUUGACCGGGAUGCCCUCAAGUACCAACCUCUUCAUCCUUUGGACUUUGAGUCCUUUUCAGAAGGGUCGGGUCUCGGCGAUGGCCAGGGCUUCGGUGAUGAUGGGGGCGAUGCAAUCACGGACACUGUUGGAGCGAUUGCCGUUGAUCGGUACGGAAACAUCGCUGCUGGUUCUUCUUCGGGGGGAAUUGGCAUGAAGCAUCGUGGAAGAAUCGGGCCUGCCGCGUUGAUUGGCAUCGGCACUCAUGUCAUCCCUGUUGACCCUGAGGAUCCAGACGAGACUGCCGUCGCGGCUGUUACUUCCGGUACGGGGGAGCAUAUUGCUUCGAGCUUCGCAGCCAGCACCAGCGCCGCCCGGGUCUAUCAUUGUCAAAAGAUGAACGGAAAUUCUCAUUCUGAACAAGUCACUGAAGAAGAGGCUCUUUCUGCUAUGAUCACCAACGAAUUCAUCGGUCACCCAGCGGUCCGGCACAGUUCCCUUGGAGGUGAUAUCGGUAUCAUGGCAGUUAAAAGAACAACGGACGGAAUCGCGCUAUACUUCGCACACAAUGCCAAGUCUUUCGCGCUUGGAUCCAUGUCGAGCAAUGAUAAACUACCUUCUGCCGUCAUGUCACGCGUCCCGGACAAAGGAAAAGGUUUAGGUCGUCAUCCAGUUCGUAUUGCGCAAGGAGGCCUGAUGUUUCGGCCAGUCAAUCGCACUCCAGCCCCUCGGACUAACCCUCUGCAAAACGAGGAGCAGACACCCGAGCCUAAACGCAAAGAGCGAUUGCAUUACUUCGAAACCCUCAAUUUCUAA
Penicillium argentinense is the source of this 1482-nucleotide messenger RNA. Its product is annotated as threonine aspartase 1. Gene Ontology annotation, molecular function: threonine-type endopeptidase activity. Gene Ontology annotation, biological process: protein maturation. The record is from RefSeq and is a predicted model, not a curated record. Bases 1 to 1482 code for a protein of 493 amino acids. NCBI's taxonomy places the organism in Eukaryota, Fungi, Ascomycota, Eurotiomycetes, Eurotiales, Aspergillaceae. The transcript has 6 exons.